Schistosoma mattheei is the source of this 1269-nucleotide messenger RNA. The record is from the annotation of a GenBank genome assembly. Lineage: Eukaryota; Metazoa; Platyhelminthes; Trematoda; Strigeidida; Schistosomatidae.
AUGGCUAUUAUAAUUCCGAGGACAGGGUCACAUCUUACACUAUUUACCCGCUCUUUGUGCAGCAAUUUUCGUAGAUGCUCUUCCGUCAGCAAUACAUAUCUACCUGCUCCAAGGACUCAGAUUUAUUCCCAUUUUGAACAAGUGUCUCAAAUGUCAUCAGUUAUUGGCAAAUUUAUAACCUAUCCUGAAAAUGAAUUUUCCCUUUUCAUAGAACCAUUUCUCAAAGUCGAGUUAGUAGAAGAACUUAAAACCUUUGGUGACCUGUCACUUCUGAUUCGGAAACCAACAAUUAACAUGAUUAAGGACGUAAUUAACAUUCGAGAUUUACAGAAAGAAAGUUUCAAAAAGGAACCUGACUCUAAAUCCGUCGCACUAGCUAAAUACUGUGUUCCACGCUUUGUACUUUAUGGCCAACCGGGGACUGGUGUUUCAGUCAUUUUGGGACAAAUUAUGUGUUUCGCCGGUAGAGAAAAAUGGCUUAUAUUUCCGUUCACGAGUUGUGAAAAUUUUCUGGAACCAUCAAAUGACAUUGCUCCUAGCAAUGAGUAUCACUAUAACCAACAUCGUGAGAAUUUCGCGGGUGAUGCUUUUGAUUUCCCAGCUCGUUCUGCUGAAUGGCUUAAAGUCUUUUUACAACUUAACCGACCAUUGUUUGAAAAGUUAAAACCAGUUGUAUCUCGACAAGUAGAAUGGACCAAAAAAGACAUAAUGCCCGAAGGAACAUCUUGGGUAGAUUUAAUAAAUUUUGGCAUCGCCAGGACCAAAUACGCAACGGAUUGUAUUGGAAUUUUAUUAAGAGAGAUGCGUCUACUAUCAUCUACUCCUGAUGGCCCUCCUUGUUUAUUGGUCAUCGAUGGUGUAAAUUUCCUGUGGUGUCGCGGUACUUUAUUAAAGGAUAAAACUCUUUCGGUUAAUGUUACUACUGAUCGAUUGGCAAUUGUACAUCAUUUGAAACGUGCACUGAGGGGAGACUGGCGUCAUGGUGUCAUAGUUACCUCUACAAAUAUUCGGGCGGCUUGGCCUACAGAUAGGGAACAAUAUACUCCUGGUUAUCUAUUGGGGAAAUCCGGUUUCGAAUAUAUGGAUCCAUUCAUUCCUGUUCACGUUGAAAAUUACACCCCAACAGAAAUUAAUGCCUUAUUAAGAUUUUAUGCAGAGAAUAAUUGGCUUACAAAUCCCGCCGCUUUUACACCAAACGGACAAGCUGAAUUAAUAUUUUUGUCUGAUUACAAUCCUCUGGAACUUAGCCGUUUGGCUGCUGAAUGGUAG